CUGGUGUCUGAUUCGUUAUGGAUCGACGUGAACGACAGGUGUAUGGGAACGCUGGAGAUUGGAUUGAAGAAUGAAGACUCUAGGCUGAGUUUAUCACCUCAGAGCAAAGUGGAACUGAAGGUCACGGGCAAUGCAAAGGCCACAGUUGGGCUGCUGGCGGUGGACAAGGCUCUCUAUGUCCUGAACAGCAAACACAAGCUCACACAGAAGAAGGUCUGGGAUUUGGUGGAGGAGCAUGAUAUUGGCUGCACAGCAGGCAGCGGGAAAGACAGACUCGCUGUGUUCAAGGAUGCUGGACUGGACUUAAAGUUGAGCACGGGGAUGGACACUAUGGCAAGCUCAGACUGGCGAUGCCCCAAGAAGCCCCCCACCACUCGUCGCCGACGGGCCCUGAAGAGGAUAAAGGCCAAGAAAAAUGCAGUGGACAAGUUCAAGACCCAGCUGGAGCGGAAGUGCUGUGAGGCCGGGCUCCGGGACAGUCCUGCGGGGCUGACCUGCGAGGCGAGGAAGCGUCACGUGCGACCCGGGCCCACCUGCGUGGCCGCAUUUCUGAGCUGCUGCCACCUGUCUGAGGCUCUGACGCAGCAGGCCCUGGAGGAGCAGCUGUUCCUGGGGACAAGUGAUGACGAAGACUAUGAGUACGAGGAUUUCUUCCUAGAGAAUCUACCUAUUCGAACCUCGUUCCCUGAGAGCUGGCUCUGGACAACAUUUACCUUGCCUGAAAGCCAGUCGGGCAUCUCUCAUAACAUCAUCGAGAAGUACAUGCCUGACUCCAUCACCACCUGGCAGCUGGUGGCCGUGAGCCUCAAGGAAGGCCAAGGCCUCUGUGUCUCUGAGCCCCUGGAGCUCACAGUUCAAAAGUCGUUCUUUGUGGAUCUCAAGUUACCCCACUCGGUGAUCAGAAAUGAGCAGCUCCAGGUGCAAGCCGUGCUGUACAAUUUCAGAGACCAGGCUGUGCCGGUCCGAGUGGAAUUCCCCCACAAGGAGGCUCUGUGCAGCGCGUCCAAGCCGGGAUCCCCCUGGCGUCAGAGGGUGGUCGUGCCCCCCAUCUCCUCCAAGAUGGUGCCCUACAUGCUCAUCCCCCUGGAGAUCGGUCAGGUGGAAGUGGAGGUGAAGGUUGUGAGCAUCGAAGCCCGGGACCACGUGAGGAAGACUCUCCUGGUCCGGCCUGGGGGGCAUAUAGAGAAGAAUUCCCAGAGCUUCCUGCUGAGCCCUGAAGGACAGACCCAGACAAUGAGGCUGCCCCGGAAGGACAUCCAGAACCAAGUGCCCGGCACCGAGGCUGAAGUCUUCAUCAGUGUCCAAGGGGACAUCCUGGCGGAGACCGUCCUGGGCAGCCUGACCCCUCUAGAGCACAGGAAGCUACUGAGCAUCCCUACAGGGUGCCCCGAGCAGACUCUGAGCUCCCUGGCAUCCCUCGUCCUGCUGACCCAAUACCUGGACACCACCGGCCAGUGGGGCAAGGUUGGGGUGGAGCUCCGGGACCAGGUGGCCAAGAACAUCGUCAGCGGUUACACCCGCAUGGUGACGCACCAGAGCGCGGACGGCACCUACCACAUCAGCAAGGGCCGCCCUGGGAGCACUUGGCUCACCAGCUACGUGUUCCGGAUCUACUCGCUGGCCCAGCGCACCACAAGCAUCCCCGGACUGGACCACAAGUCUCUGUGCGCCAUGGCCGACUGGCUCUGCCGGGAGAGGCAGGAGGGGGACGGCCGCUUCGUGGAGCAUGGCCCCGUGGUGGUGGCCUCCAUGCAGGGUGGCUACCGGGGUUCUGAGGCAGACGUGUCCCUCACAGCCCUGGUCCUGAUUGCCCUGGAGGAGGGGAUGGACAUGUGCAAACAGAAAGUACCGAUUUUGCCCGCCAGCAUGGAGCGUGCCCGCAGCUUCCUGGAGACGCGCCUGCCCCACAUUCAAAAGAUCUUUGCUACGGCCAUCGCAUCCUAUGCACUCGCCCUCACCGAGAGCCCCCGAGCCAAUGACCGUCUUCUGGAUUUUGGCAGCCUCGGUAAAGCCCUGACUCUGGGGCAGCACCAGACUUUCUCCCUGUCCAGCAUCGAGGCCGUGGCUUAUAUCCUGAUGCAGAAGCUGCGGCUGGGUCUGUACAACGAGACGCACGCCAUCGCCAAGUGGCUUCUGGAGCAGAGGGAGCUGGGUGGGGGCUUCCGGUCCACCCAGACCACAGUAGUGGCCAUCGAGGCUCUGACCCGCUACCGCCAGGUGGUCCACGAUGAGGGAAUCCAGGAUCUCUAUGUGCAGAUCAGCAACCCCAAGAGGGCUCUUAACUUGGAGUGGGUCAUCGACCAGAGCAACGCCUACCAGCAGCGCACAGCCAAGUUCUCAGCUCUGGACGACCUGGAGAUCAAAGCCAGCGGCAGAGGGACGGGGACGAUCUCAAUCGUGACCAUAUACCACAGGUCCCCCGAGGCCGGGGAGGACUCGUGCAACCUUUACCAACUGAACGUGACCCUCCUGCACACCGAGAAACAGACUAAGAGUGGGGAAGAGACCUUCCAGCUGCGGAUAAAGACAAGGUUCCAGGGAGAGCAGGAGGCGACCAUGAGCAUCGUGGAGAUCUCCCUGCUCACCGGCUUCUACCCCAACCAGGAGGACCUCAAACAGGCAAGCAGUCCAACCCUCCCACGCUAA
Sorex araneus (European shrew) is the source of this 2646-nucleotide messenger RNA. Its product is annotated as complement C3. Gene Ontology annotation, cellular component: extracellular region. The transcript is spliced from 22 exons. Lineage: Eukaryota; Metazoa; Chordata; Mammalia; Eulipotyphla; Soricidae. The coding region runs from base 43 to 2646 and encodes 867 amino acids. Gene Ontology annotation, molecular function: endopeptidase inhibitor activity. The record is from RefSeq and is a predicted model, not a curated record.